AGGCUGAGAGAGUAGCAGGUGAUGCGAAAAGUGACUCUUCGCUGCAAGUGUUCGAGUGCCUGCCCCAACAAGCCACACCGCCGGCGGAACGGCGAGAAUCGGAAUGAUGACGAGAGUCAGACAUUCUGCGAGAUUUUUUUGCGUUUCAUGGACCAUCUCACCCCAUCCUUGAGGCGACGAUGAAUUGAGCCAACCAUCUUCGAGGCUGCACGCGGUAGAGAGCAUCGACCGUCACAUCCGUGCCAAGUAAUCUGCGUUUACCCAUCGCAUUGUAAGCCUGCCGCCCGACCCAUUCCUGUCGUCGUCGCCCUCGCCAUUGCCGCUGCUGGAUUCUUGUGAACAGCGCCAAGCGGACCAGCUCGCUGUACACAUCCAGACCCGACUAAUUCCAACUGCCAGCGUUGCAUCUGUUUACACUACGCGCCAGCGUUGGUGCCGUUGAAAAAUAAAUCUGGUAGCAUUGUCACUGGGAAGGAGGACACACAUACAGGAUGGCGGACCAUACUCGUGAUCCGUGUCCGUACGUCAUCCUGAAUGACUUUGGAGGGGCUUUCGCGAUGGGUGCCAUUGGAGGCACGAUCUGGCACGGAAUCAAGGGAAGCCGAAAUAGCCCAAGGGGCGAGCGAUUGCCAGGCGCACUUGCAGCCAUCAAGGCGCGAGCGCCGGUACUGGGCGGCAACUUUGGCGUGUGGGGUGGCCUCUUUGGGACAUUUGACUGCACCGUCAAGGCGAUACGGCAAAAAGAAGACCCCUACAACGCCAUCAUUGCUGGUUUCUUCACUGGUGGAAGUUUAGCGAUCCGAUCUGGGCCAAAAACGGCGCUCGGGUCAGGCAUCAUGUGUGGCAUUCUAUUAGGCGUAUUCGAAGGUGUUGGUGUCCUCAUGCAACGAAUGAUGGCAGAGGGGAACAAGCAGCAAGCACCACUCAUCCCCGAGCAGCUAACAGCACAAGCGCCGGCAGGCGGGCCUGCUCUGGCAGGGCCAUCAGCUUUUUCCACCUGAAUUCUGAAGGGCCAUAGUCGAGCCAAGAUCUCUUUCUUUUCUCGGCCCCCCCUUUGGAUGCAAUUGCUCUCGACUCGCUCUGCUUGCAGCAAAUACAGCACCACUCGAUGUAUACUAGUUCAAUCCAUUUUUGUGGUAUUUUCCACUUCUGCUUCGGCU
Molecule: messenger RNA, 1160 nt
Organism: Tilletiaria anomala UBC 951
Lineage: Eukaryota; Fungi; Basidiomycota; Exobasidiomycetes; Georgefischeriales; Tilletiariaceae
Product: putative TIM17-mitochondrial inner membrane import translocase subunit
Exons: 5
Coding region: 492-1001 (169 amino acids)
Biological process (GO): protein import into mitochondrial matrix
Cellular component (GO): TIM23 mitochondrial import inner membrane translocase complex; mitochondrial inner membrane
Molecular function (GO): transmembrane protein transporter activity
Source: RefSeq, a predicted model, not a curated record